Acanthoscelides obtectus is the source of this 9576-nucleotide messenger RNA. Lineage: Eukaryota; Metazoa; Arthropoda; Insecta; Coleoptera; Chrysomelidae. The record is from the annotation of a GenBank genome assembly.
AGCUGUUUGAAUACGCAUACCACGCCAGAGCAAAAAAUAUUAACAAACGCCUCCGUCGAACGGUGCGACUUUCAAUAAUCAUUCUCGUUUCUUACGCGUAUUGUUAAAUCAGACUUUGAUGCAAAUGUCACAUAGUCAAUCAGAGCGUUCGUGAACGAUCUUUUUGAUCUUCGUCUCAGUAUGAUCUCGCGUUUCGGUUUUGGCGCAGUGAUGCAAUGUGAUUGAGACUGUAUCUUGCGCAAAGAUGAGAUUGAUCAUUAUUUCUGAUCAUCACUCGUGACGCGCAGUGCGCCGAUUGUGUCCGACGAUUGCGACAAAGACGACAAUAAUGAGAUUAUUCAAACGACGAAACUCCGAUCCGAACCCUCAAUUGGAGAGCUUGUCAUCGCUUUCGGAUGUCGAGGAUCACAAGACGAAGUCAGCCAGAAUUGACGUUAAUAGAUCAUAUGAGGCUCCCAAGUCAGGUCUUUCUGCUUGGGGAAGAACGUGGGGCAAGCUGAAAAGAGGUGACUCCGCAGAGGAAAUCAAAACAGCUAGUGGUAAAAAGCGAAAUUUAUCAUAUUUGAAAAAACAGAAAUCACCAGACUCGUUCAACGACACAUUCACUACUUCUCUAUACCGCGAAAACGAUCCUCCAGAUUUAAAAUUAUCACAGACAGAUUUGAGGAAAAUAUAUGACAUGUACAGAAAUAUGAGCGAUAAACCUGAAAAAAUAACGAAAUACAAACGCAAGGCAAGAUGCAUCUCUGAUAAUUUGGAGUUAAGUCAACAGCAGCUGCUAGACUACUUAAUUCUGAUGAAACCGUCACCAGAUGAGCUAGACAAAAUAUUUGGUGAGAUCGCAGAGGAGAACCUCAAGGCGUCUAGAUUGAGCAGCGUUUCAGAAGGAAAGAGGUCCAGGACUAGGUCUAGGAUAAAAUCAUUCUUUUCCAGAUCAUCGAGCAAAUCGGACGAUGAAGGCGAUAUCCGAUUGCAUCCGAAAAAUUCAUCAACUGAUAGUUUGACGAGUCUGUUGAAUUUCAUAAUGCCUAGCAGAAAAUCAUCUCUGAACGCAUCUCCAAAGUUGAAUGGUAAAUUCAGGUCUGAUGAGAGCGGUUAUGGUAGUGACUCUACAAAAGCUGCUAGCAUCGAUUCCCCCAUUGGAUCUGUCAAGUCCCAAAUUAGCGAGAAUAACGUAUACGAAGCCGACACUGAUACAGCAGAAGAAGACAACGAUAACGAAAACGAUAGCAAAAAUGAUGGCGACAUAACAUUAACAGAAAUAACCAUAAAACCAGUAACCCCAUACAAAACCCCACACAAAAGAGUCAGAUCGAAAAGUGACGACGAUGAAAGGGACUCUUUUGUGAAACGAGCUGCAUCUUUCAAACGAUUCUUAUCACCGCCUAAAAGAACCAAGGCGACAGAGGCUGAUAACGACGAUAGUCGCAGUUGUUGUGAGAGGAUCAGCAAAUUAAAGCUCAACGAAGAAAGAGAAAAACCGGAAAAUAAGCCACUGCCUGAUCAGCCUAGAGAUGCAAGGCCAAAACUUAAUAGAAAUGAUAGAAACAGACAGAGUUUUGGAAGGACACCUGGGUAUGCAGCCAAAAACACCCCGAAGGACUCUACUACCAAAAGGUUGCCACAAGUACAACGGAUGAGUCCUGCCAAGAAACAGAUGCCCACCAUACGCAGCCCUUUGAAACCUGUGGAAAUUCCUCCAUUGAGACGUAGUGGGAAAUACAGCGUGACGACAGCCAAAAAAGACAUAUCGGGUGAUUCAAAAACGACGCCGCCCAGAUCUAAAGCUAGUACUAGUAGAUAUGUCGGGCUAUCGGAUAUCCUAAAGGCAGAAACAAGGACAACUAAUAAUGAUGAUUUGGUGAGCCCGGUUUCUUUCAGUGAAAAGCCCAGAAGUAACCCUCCAUCAACAACUUUAGACAGGAAUCACGUCUUCAAGAAACCGAAUGUAGGAUCAUCCAAGGGUACUCUGGAUAAGAAGAGCACAGGUAUGAGGAAAUUCUCAUAUUCAUCUGAAACAGCAGCCGCAUCUCACAUAAAUUCUUCAGCGGCAAGACGAAUGAGUUCAUCAUCUGUCCAGAUUCCAACGAUUAACAGAAACGGGGAUAUCCAAAGCAAGAGAAGUAAUCAACAACAAAUCAAAAGCGUGGUGUUUCGCAAAGGGCCCGGAUGCAAGUCCUUAGGAUUCUCCAUAGUCGGAGGUAAAGAUUCUCCCAAAGGCCCUAUGGGGAUAUACGUCAAGACCAUAUUUCCGCAGGGACAAGCAGCAGACUCUGGAUUGGUUGAAGAAGGUGAUGAAAUAAUAUCGAUAAAUGGUACUCCAUUCCGAGGUUUGUUCCAUCGAGAAGCAGUUGCCUUGUUCAAGAGCAUCAAGUGCGGAGAUGUGCUGGUUGAACUUAGGCCUCGACUCAACUAUAAACCAUUUUGUAGUUCUUUAUAAAAAUGUUAAUCACUUGUAUGCAAAUAGGAUAUAUUCAUAUCGUGGGGCAAGUAGUACAAUUUUCUGAUGAUGUGACAAGCAGCACUUUAAUUACGAACUUAAGCUUCCAGAAAGGAUUUAGCCUUAUACGAGGUCAACCUCAGAGUUAUAGUAGACGACAACAAUAUUGUUUUCGUUUACAUUUUUUGCCGAUAGUCAUAAAACGGCUGUAAAACCAAGAACCAAAGGUAUGAGGACAGACGGAUCUGAAAGUUUUCAAAAAUGUUUCUCUUGCAAGUCUGGAUGAGGUGAGAGAUGACUAAAUCAAGUUGUUGAAGUAACGUUGUAAUUAAUUAUCCCGGCAUUAGUUGAAAAUUAACCAAAAUAUACAUAAAUAUAUAUCUGAUGGUAGCGAUGUCAAGGAUGUAAAGUUACUUACCUAGUUUGCUAUGUUGAGGAGCCUUCUUCCAGAAGCACGCACAUCAAGAUCAUUCACCAAAUACGUAUUUCAUUUCACUUUCACAGUUUAAUAAUGAAUUUCGCGUUGCCCAUUUGGUGAAUCUUAGUAAGUCUUUAUUAUAUUUAUUUUCAGUUUGUAGGACUCUGUCGAUGGUUUUCUUCCAAUAUAAUUCAGUGAUUUGGACUGCCUCGGAUCUGAUUAGGUCAGCUACAGUUCGGUCACUAGUCAGAUUUAUGUUCCAUCGGCGUAUUCUUCUUUUUAGUUAAGCCCAUAUUGACUCUAUGGGAUUAAAUAUACAAAAAUUAGGUGGCAGUCGUACGAUCACAUGCCCACAAGAAGCUUCCAUUUCGUCAACCGCAUACCUUUUCUCAAACUGUCUUGUUCGGAGCACCUCCAACAAUUCUUUUUUUGUAUAAGAAUCCUCAAAAUAGAGAUCGUGCUCCACAAGAAAUUCUUGAAUGUCUUUAUUGCAGGACGAGGAAUAAGGGACCUUUGCGAUUUGUCUGGAAUGGCAGCUGGCAUUAUCCAUUACAAUGACACUUCCAGGUUUCAAAUUUUGCAGCAAUCUGUUAGAACACCAUUCCUUAAAUAUCUCGGCAUCCAUAUUCUCAUGGUAGUCUAGCUUGCAAUCCGCUAUUUUCUUGCCAGAUAACAAUAUAGCGCAUUUUGAACCCAACCAUCUGCUGAGCCACAAUGCAGAAUGACCAUCCGGGAUCCUUUAUUUGGUGAUACACCUAUCAACUGUCAUUUUGCUGUAUCGUGUGUAUCGUACCAUGUGUUUCAUCCAGGUAAUAUAUUGGCCUACCUUCUUGCCUAUAUUCUGUGAUCGUUUCUAAGUAAGCCUGUUGACAUUCCACUAUGCACUUACUUGCCAUGCCAUGCCUGUAGAUCUCUUGUUGGUAACUCCAAAUUUGAAGGGGCAGCCACCUCUGAAAUAUAUGCAGGGAACAACUGUCGCCUGUUUCCAAGAAUUCUUGAUGUACUAUCUCUGCUGUGGGAAUUUUAUUACGUUUAUAAUUAUCAUACACUAUGUUUCUUAUUUUGGCAGUUGUUGCUGCACUUGAAGGUAUAGAUGUUCCCUUGUCAAUUCUUCUAUUUCUUGGUAUGACACCGUUACGAAUAAUUUUACAAAUUGUAGGAUAUGACACUUUAGUCAGUUCGGCUGUUUUUAAGGACACUACUAUUGCCGCUAUCACCCAUUUCAUUAUGAACAAUAAUGCAAAUCUGUUGAGCAUGAACAGACAGGCACUUUCUAUUAGAAAUACGACGGUAUUCCUGACUAUCAUUGCUACCCUCGUUACUACUAUCAGUAUCAUGCGCACUGACAGUAUCACUGUCCGAAAAGUCUUUGCUGCAAGAUGGGUUUCCAUCAUUCAUAGCGCCUAUGUACAUAUAAUUUUCGAUGUCCGUGGGCGGCUGACCUGCCUGAGCAGAUCGUUUCCAAGGGCGGAAAAAAUUCGUAUCGCAUAUAAUUGUUAUUCAACGCGUCUUCCAUCAACCUGGAUCGUCUGCAUAGAACCCCAUCGCGAGUACCGCUCUGUGCAUCGCGCUGGAUUCAUCUGCGCGCAGCGCUCGGGAGGGUGGUGGAGGGGUUCAGGUCUUCAUAGCGCAGUCACAUUAUGUGAACUUGUUGCAUUGACAGUAUCGAAACAAUGCGAUUCUUUUAGAUUCGCUACAUUCAAACCAAUUGUAUCAAACUAUUAGGGCUUUUUAGGUUAUUGCAUGAUUUAUACAUUUGAACCAGAUUCCGUUAUCAUUUAUACCGCAUCAUAAAAUGACCUACUAUAUGUCGGGUCGGUAACACAAGGAAGCAGAAAAAAUAUAUACAAUAUCGUUGUCGUCUACUUUACCAGACCACUUUCUUGUAUAUCUGGUAUAACGAGAAUUUAAUGAAUCUUCCUAUUAAUAAUAACAUAUGCACUCAUGAAUUACUUGAAUUACAGUUCUGAUAGUUCCUUUCUUGGUAGUCAAUAGAAGUGUAUCAAUUUCUAUAUGAAUAAUAAUUGAUUUUGUAGAAUUUAAAAAUGUCGAUAUAUGACUUCUGUACGAAUGUUGUUUCAUUUACUCAAAUAAGAGCUACUUACCUCAAGAUGUGUAAUAUUCUGUCAUACACAGCACUUUUAUCAUAUCUUCUAGCUCGAAUGUUCGAAAAAGGAAAGGUAAGUUGCGUCAUGAUCACAGGUACACAAAAAAUGGGAAAAUACGAAUCUGAAGUCAAAAUAGGGGAAAAUGCAUGUUUUUUUUGUAUUUCAUCUCGAUUAGUCACGUAGAUGUAAUACCGUAAACACAUAUUUCACUUACAUAAAACUGCAAUGCGAUUGACGUUGAUUUAAACGCUGCGCUUCACAGUGACGUCAUGACUCACCAUUUGUUAUUUGAUCGUAUUUUUGGUUAGAUCACUGUUGAGUUGUUGACAUACCAUCUAUUUACAAAGUAUUACUGAAAAUUACAUUUAAAAGCGGCAGGGGUAUCACGUAACUUGAAAAGUGACAUUAUGCCGAUUUUUUUUUUUGACAUUACGCUGUUUUUUUUGACAUUAAGUGGGUAUUCUACAAAAUAUUAACUUAGCACUUAGUUGUACGUGUUUCCUAAACGUCAUGAGGCUUGUUAUCAAUCUUUGGCUCUGAUGUGAUGUAAAAUCUCCUUCUAAGAUGGCAUUACUGUAUGUGUUGAUGAUAAUUACAUUGGGUUCUUGUCUCAAAUACACUUAAUUGAGAUUCAAAGCUAGAAAUUAGUUGCGCAUCCACUUUUUCUUAUCCAUUCUGGAAAUUACAUAUACAAAAUUGCUGAAUUUCAAAAAUGAGAGAGAUAAGAAAUAAUUAUUAUAAUCACUGUACACUGUUGAAUUAAAAGCCAUAUACAAGCUAACAGUAAUUACACACAACGCGGGCGCGGUGAUGAUUUCCCGUAAUUCUCCUCAGUUUUUCGUUAUUUAUAACUUUGAACAUAACCUCUCUUCAGAAAGCAGAACAUAAAUAACCCGUCAUAUUCGAUAUAUUCAGUAAUGAUUUUCUCACACAGCAAAUAUCACUGAUUUUAUACACAUGCAGACCAAUACACAUAAUCAUCCAGAUGCGAUCUUGCUAUUCAACCAACUUUCUUCUCAGAGAUAAAAACUAAAGACGAUCACUUAGCCUCACAAAAGUAUGCAACCAAUAAUGCGUAGUUUAGUUGAGUGAUUCCUCCAUAGAUGGACGUUCACACCGAUCCUAAAACUACCUUGUCUGCAAGUUGACAUCUUAUAGUUUUUUUUUUUACGUUUUAUAGGUUUUUUACAUGAUACCCUUGCGGGUUGACACUCAAUGGCAGUGGGAACAAACGACUAUACUUGUAGUAACCGUUCUUGACGGUUACGUCAUCAACGCCAUAUGAAGUAAGUAAACAGAUAGAGUCUAGAUACCAUGGGGGGAACACUGCGCAGCCUAAUCUUCAACGCAUCUGCUACUCUCUCCAGUACGCAUGAAGUGGGUAACAGGGGACCGCUGAUCGUAUUUCCGGGCAUUGUACAAUUUUAUAUUGAAGAUUGAUAACAGGACAACUCGAAUUGCACACCGAUGUCAAGUACGCUGUCACUCCGACAAGUAUGAUUGAACGGCUCUCAUACGUAAUACAGGGGUGGUAGGUUGCAUGUGUAUGUAUGAGGGAGGUGGAGAUAUAGAAAGAGAUACUGGUACGCCGAGAACGAUGACGAAAACUAUACCAUUUUGAGUCGGACUGACCAAAGGGUUGGCUGAUCACACGGCGCAAAUGGUGACGUCACGCCAAUAGCGUUUGGCGUUGUAGGCAUCAUUAGUUAUCAAUAUAGACAUUAAAUAAAAUGCAAUUGAGCGAUAUUUUAAUGACAUGCAUAUUUCCCAUUGGGAGUCGAUGGACAAAUUUUAUAGAAAACCCAUAAAGACGAUAAAAUCCAUAAUAUAGUGAUUUUUUGGCUACGUUUGUCCUCGAAUUAUCUGUGUAAUGGAUUUCUGCUUCAUUUUUUUCCCUUUAUUGUUUGUUUCUCUUUGUAACCUCCAGCAAGCCUCCAGACUGCUUCAAUAUAAAAUGGUAAAUAUACAUAUUGCAUCAGAGAUGCACCUCCACCAAAAUCUAUAAUCUUGAUGUCGAAGUCACUUUCAUAGUUAUCCAUCCACUCGCCAAUUCUGACCUUAGAUUCGUGUUUAGCAGGCGAACAUAUAGUGGGACUUCAUUGUAGACCUGUGGUUUAAUGAAUUGUGAGAAGUGCCUGAAGCUUGAUCUUUGUAGCCGGUUGCUCACCUUUUCGGACAAAAUUGAACAAAAGUUACUGAACACCGCGAGACGAUAUGAGAAGCAUGUAGAAGGAUUUCCCUCCUGGUAGCGCACACUGAUGGAGAAAAAUUCCACGACACUCAACACUACAAGCAUCGUGCGUAUUACACCAGAUUAUCACAGUAAAAAUGUCCCAGAGUUCUCAAAUCUCUGGCCGAGAAAGUCCAUGUCAUGCUCUUCGAUGCCAAGAAAGAAUCAUCUUCUGGAGUAUCGAAGGGCGUCUACAUCACGUAUUUACAGGCAAAUUGUUCCAAGUUGUCGUACUUUUCGUGUACAUAUAUGUUUUGUGGUCAACAUUCCGCAAAAUCACCAAAGUGCUAAGCCACAGAUACAUCCGUAAGCAUGGUGGUCGAUCUACUUUUCUCUCAAGGGUGAGCUGCCGCAUAGAGGCCCAAAACCUGGCAAAAAAUACGAUAUCAAAUCCGGAAUUCGUCUCUUUGAAGAUCACUUCAAAAGAAGCCAAGCGCUUGAGCUCAAUCAACCACAUAUCAUUUAGUUUUUUCCGAGUCGGAUCCAGAGGUCAUUUAGUCAUCCUGGGGGCAUUUAAAGGUCGUUUCACGGUCACUUCAAUGACAAAUUCGAUCUAAGUCUACCAAUUGGACUCAGAUGCGUGAUCUUAUUUUGCAGUAAACUGGCUAUAUGUCGUUUGAUUUAGGUAUCGGACAAUGGAGUCUUAUCAACAUGCAGACAACAAGAUAAGUUUCAGGCUUUACAUUAUCCUUAUUAUGAUUCAUAUUCAGGUGUUUAAAAUUUUCCAUCGCAAAAUACAACGAAUGAUACAGAACUUCUUAAAUUUGGUCCUAAGAAAGGAGUGACGAAUGAUUUAUCACAAAUGUCAGGUUUGAUUAUAAUGCAAUGGUAAAGGUAGCAUUAGCAAUGUUUUAAUGUAACUCCUGAAACUUAUCCUACAGUUUUCAUGUUCAUAGGACUCCAUAGUCGGGCCGAAUCAAACACGUACAUAUGUUUAAAUUUCUGUUCAUUGCACGACCCUUCAGCCAUCACAAUAGCCUUUUUCCAAGUACAAGGACCAUACUGACAGUAGAUUUUGUUUAUAUCUGUCUUCCAGGUAAUUAGCUUCUUUUUUCCUCUUCAUUCAUAUACACUGUGUAACUACAUUAGUCUGAAAGGUCAUGUUAAGUUGGCAUCGCGUAAAACCAGAAAAGUUCAGGAUCGUCUGGGGUAGAUAUUUCCACUCCCAAAAGGACGUCCAGCUCCCCAAAGCGACAAGCGAACAUGACGUUAUCUAUCGUUUUUUUAAUGUAAUAGACACGUCACCCUUAAAGUUUUUGUUUCCAUUGAUUACUUAGUGUUUUGCGGUAUUUACUUUGAAAUAUAUAACAAAUUUGAUUAACCCUAGUUACUUUCUUGGUUUUUUUUGUUGUUGUAAGGUUUUCGCAUAGAUAGUCCACUGUUUGCUGGGAGGGAAGCCCUUUGCGAUCCUCUUCCUCGUCGUUCUUCGGUGUGCGCUGAACUGAUAAGUAUCAUGAUCAUGUCAUCGUGGUGUGAUUGGUGUGAUCGAUACUUAUUGCCUUUGCUAUUGUUUUUCGGUGCUAAGUUCUUGAUAACGAAGGCGGUUGUUUCAAUAUUCACAUCUGUAUGAUUUAUAGUAUCUGCACCAUGAACAUGAUGUUGCUAUAUCUAAGUAAUGUUAUUCGUCCAAUAAAAAUGGUGAAUCUUGAACAUCCGAAUUAGGAGGUGUCAAAUAAAUUGCAAAAUUAUUGAGCUGGUCUGUGUUUGAUAACAAAAAUCAAAAAAUAAUGCAAAACAAAAUAUUGAUUAAUAUCUUCCAUAAAAAAUGAUAGUAAAUUCCAAUAACAUAAAAGCUUAAUGGCAACACCACUGAUAAAACCCACUUCAAUAGACUCACAUAGUUUGUAGUAAAAAUAUCAUUUACCUAAACAUAAUGUUUUGAUGUCGAAUUAGGUAAUGUAACAAUAAGACUGUAACGUGAUUAUUGUAAAUAUAAAUCUAUUCUUUAUAGAAGAUUGUAAAAUAACAGAUAGAACUUUAUCCGUCAUAGACUCUCAAAAUUUUGUUGAAAAAGUGAUUAACUUGGGUUAUACCAUUUUUUUAGCUGUAUAGUGCGAUCAAAAUUGAGAGUAUUGGCUCUUAAAAACCCAGAAAUUAUAGAAUAUAUAUAUAUAUAUACGUAUAUAUAUAUAUAUAUAUAUAUAUAAGAUUACAAAUUUUCUGUUCUAUAUUUUUCGAACACUGAUGAUUCCUUCAUUUAGAUUUAUUAGGAUAGUAAAAGUUAGUAAGGCACGUAAGUUUAUUUUUUCGUACCUACACUGUAUUAAUCUUUAAGCACAAUUUUCAAUGUAUAUAAUUUAUUAUGUAAAAUAAGCUACAUAAUUUGUGUUGAGUUAUUUCUAGUUUUGAUGUACAUAUAUUUUUUAAUUUUGUAUCGGAU